This is a messenger RNA of Coregonus sp. 'balchen', 2623 nucleotides long. The record is from the annotation of a GenBank genome assembly. Lineage: Eukaryota; Metazoa; Chordata; Actinopteri; Salmoniformes; Salmonidae.
AUGGCUGUGCCGGGGAACUCACUAUGGAUGCUGCUUCUCGGUGCGUAUUUGGCGCUCACGGUCGGAGCGGACUGCGAGAAGGACUGUGCGCUCUGCCUCAACCGUCUACUGGGACAACAGACGGCGAUUAACACUCUGGUAGGUCUACAACUAGUACAUGUUUUAAUUGAAAUGUUUUUAAAGUGAAGUAACUGGGUGCUACUUUUUCCCGCGUCACUUUUUCGUGGGGAAAGAUUACGCAGUAGGCUACGGACCAGUUUUUAUUUAAAAAAAAAAUUGUAUGUCAAUGUUAGCCAAUGUUCCAUGAGGUGCAUGUAUCCUUGGACCACGACUUUAUUAAGCUAUUUUUUUUUCAUUUAUUUUGAUGCAGGCAGACUGUAAUACCAAUUAAAUUAGGCAACCCAUAAUUUUAACUGCAUCAAUAUGACAUUUCAUAAUAGUCUCGGUUGAAUUUUUUAUGUAGGCUACAACUUGUGUUGUCGGUCUAAUUGGCGACAACAUGUAACCUCGAGGCAUUUCUUUGCAUCCGUCAUGAAGUUAAAAUUCCAUUAGUAUUUGGUUUAAUUGAGACAUUUACUACAAUAUAGUCUGUACUAAAAACCAAGACUGUUGCGCAUGAUCAAUUUCCCCUGACAUUUUCAUUUCGUGAAGUUUAAAGGCAGGUUUAGGAGUGUCUGAAUCAGAUUAGACAAUUAAUAGUACUAGCCUAUCCCAAAUGGUCAACAUCGAACAACAAAUUACAAAAAUGUACCACGAUGGCAGGAAAGAGCAAACCUGUCAUUAUUUGUGGCCUUAGUGUGUUUUAGCCCCACCAGGGAGCAGCAUGUUAGUGGUUAUAAACUUCAAUACAGCCUCAAUUAAAUGUUACUCUUCAUUAAUUCAAGCAUUUCCUCAGGGUUUGAUAGGCAUAAUCCAGAGGGAGCAGCAUGUUUGUGGUUAUAAACUUCAAUACAGCCUCAAUUAAAUGUUACUGUUCAUUAAUUCAAGCAUUUCCUCGGGGUUUGAUUGGCAUAAUCCAGAGAGUUUAUUUAAGCAAAAACCCCUGAGGUGCCUUAUUGCUAUUAUAAACUGGUUUCCAAUUUUAAAAUGACAGCCGUGGUAUAGCACGGGUAUGACAAAACAUUUAUUUUUACUGCUCUAAUUACGUUGGUAAGCAGUUCAUAAUAGCAAUAAGGCACCUCUGGGGUUUGUGAUAUAUGGCCAAUAUACCACGGCUAAGGGCUGUGUCCAGGCACUCCGCGUUGCGUCGUGCAUAAGAACAGCUCUUAGCCAUGGUAUAUUGGCCAUAUACCACACCUCCUCAGGCCUUAUUGCUUAAAUAUACCAUGGCUGUCAGCCAAUCAGCAUUCAGGGCUCGAACCACCCAGUUUAUAAUUGUUCGUAGAUAGCAUAUUUUCAUUUUAUUCAAAUACUCCCAAUAAAAUAAUGUAAAAUAAAAAUGAAUCUGAGAAGUUUCUUUUCCAUCAGAUAAUGUAUUCAGAAUGAUCUGUAGGCUAUACAAAAGUACUCUUCUCUGCUGCUUUGAUGCGCUCAGAAAUAAAAAGACAAGUGUUAUGAGGCAUUAUAUGUAGGCUAGUAACAGGCUUUGAGGAACGUCAUGUCUCAUUAACUGUGUUUGCCAGAAGCUGUCAAAUGAACCAGAUAAAAGUGUCCCUCCAUCUGUUUCCCAUCUUAUUUAUUUAAUGACUCUUGAAACUAAUAGAGCAAUAUCAUAACAUAUUGGUAUAGGCAAAUAGAAUGAAUUUGAUUGUACAUCCAACCGUGUCUCUCUGACAUUGGAGAGAGUAGCGGCCGCACCCAGUUAUUUCAUGCACCAGAAUUAGACUUGUUUGUGCCCCUGUUAAAUAUUGUCUUAUUAAAUACUACUCUAUACGUACAAUUUACCUUUUUAUGGCAAAAAAUAUAUCACUAUGUCACUCCAGACAAUAUAUUGCUUCUUCACGGUUGUGUACCAUGUGUCCCUUGAUAGAGACAAGUCUCCAAUUAAAACUAGAUUUCCAGAAAGGAAAUGGGUUUGUGAGCCUCUGUUCCACUUCUGUGUUUUGAGGUUCCCCUCCCCUUCAUAUCUUUGCAGACAUGCUCAAUAGAAUGUGAGGGCAGCCUGGACACCACGAAGCUCCGCCUCUGCCGAGACGUCCUAUUGGAGGAGCAGCGCAUCGCUGUAGACGACACCAAACAGGAAGAGGUGGAGGGCGAGCAGCACCAGCUGGCCAAGAAGUACGGCGGCUUCAUGAAGCGCUACGGGGGGUUCAUGAUCAGGAGGAGCCCACCCGUAGAGGACGGAGAAAUGCAGGGAGGACAGAACAGCCCGGUGGCCGAGGAAGAGGACAUCCGUCUGGAGAUCCUGAAGAUCCUGAAUUCAGAGGCAGAGGGGCAGAGGGACGGAGAGGUGGCCAAGCGCUAUGGGGGGUUCAUGAGGAGAGGGGGGGACUUGGGGGCCCUGGAGGGGGUGGGCAGGCCAUUGAAGAAGCGUUAUGGUGGCUUCAUGAGGAGGGUAGGGAGGCCCGAGUGGCUGGAAAAUCAGAAGAACAAGGGGGGGCUCCUGAAACGCUCCUGGGAGGGGCCAGGAGGUGACUCCCCCCUGGCUGAGAUACACAAGAAAUAUGGAGGAUUCAUGGACUAG